Wyeomyia smithii (pitcher-plant mosquito) is the source of this 4611-nucleotide messenger RNA. RefSeq lists its product as uncharacterized. The transcript is spliced from 3 exons. Gene Ontology annotation, molecular function: growth factor activity; cytokine activity. NCBI's taxonomy places the organism in Eukaryota, Metazoa, Arthropoda, Insecta, Diptera, Culicidae. Gene Ontology annotation, cellular component: extracellular region. The record is from RefSeq and is a predicted model, not a curated record. Gene Ontology annotation, biological process: SMAD protein signal transduction; BMP signaling pathway. The coding region runs from base 1456 to 3405 and encodes 649 amino acids.
AACUAUACUCUACCGAAAAGUGCAGAGGCGGCCAGCGGAGCGAAUAAAAAAAAAUCGAGGAAAAUUUCAUGUUAAGUAACGACGGUCAACAUCGCGAAGGCAGCAGUUCAAGCUCAGAACGCUAGCAGAUCACAUCGUGGUUCGAAACAAACGGCGAAGGCCAGUUAAUUAGCACGUGUGAAUCCCCAAAAACAGAGUCCCGUGGGCCAACGAAAGACUGUUGCGUCCGGAAUUCGUGAAAGUGUAUAAAAUUUACGGAACACUCUCGAUUAGUGGCAGCCCUUUGCGGAAAAAGAGUUGGCGAAUGUCUUUGCUGCAAUUUUGAAUAAUCACACCAGUUCGAGCAGUCAAGUUCGGUCGGCUGCAAUUGAACAGAGUGAGUAGGCAGCUGGUAGAAUCGAAUAAAAAUAAGUCAAAUUUUCGAUGCGACAUCUCUAAACACAAGUGCAUUGGCGCGGCCAGGCGACAACGUGUAACUUGUUAACGUGGUGUGUAGUGUAGUAGAGAUCUGUACUUCUUUGCUGAUAUAGUUACAGAGAAGAAAAAAAAACAACCAAGAAAAAAAAACCAAGAAAAAAAAAACAAAAAAUACAUUGCGAAAAUAAAUACAAGAUAAAGUUAAAACAUUUUCAGACAAAUUCUUUCGACGGCUACCAGCGGCAGAGUGUCGAGAAUUGGACUUUUCGGGGUCCAGACCAGAGACGCAGUGGAUUUCGAUAGUGUACACUUUUCAAAACGAGCGUGGAAAAACGUAUAAAGCAUAAUCAGUGCGGAUCGUUAUCGGGAAACGUGUUUUUUUGUUUUCUCCUGCGGCUGAAACGUGCGCUGGAAAGAAGCCAAACACGAAACGUGUUUGUACGCGGCUUAAAAAAAAUUGUGCGUGCGGUUUAAAACAGGUUGAAACGAAGAAGACGAGAAUUAAGGUGCAAUUUUUAACAACAACAGAAGUCGCCGCACUCGGCUGAACAAGUGGUUGGUGUUUUUGUUUAGUUUGUGCGGGAAGAACGAGAAUUUGCAUAACUUAUUCUCAAGUUAUAUACGGCCUAGUUCGGCGCGGCAGUAGGUCUGACGGUAAGCAAGUUACCGCUUUCGGAUGAAUUCCUACUCCCAUGUGCUGAAAUUUUCAACUGCACACAACCGAACUACGGACAGAGCACUUGCUGGGGCCCAGCAGUCAGACCGCGGAGUGAAACGCACUACAAUUUAAAAGUAUAAUACAUUUGCGCUCACGUACAAUUACACUUUUAUGCAACAACGUUGCGGUCAUACGUAUUAGAGUGAACUCGAGGCAUUUCAGUUCCUACUGAUUUUCGUCAGAGGUUAAGAUCUACAAGCUGCGGAACGAUCAAUUAAAACUAAUAAGCGAGCUAAGCCAAGAAGCUAACUAGCCGAGAGAUAGAGAGGGCUAAUAGUUACAAGCUUGUACGUCCGGAACCAAUAAAAUUAUGAUCAACGAUGGUAGGUAAACUGGUACGAAUACGGCAAUCGGCUGGCGGCGCCAACUACCAUCCUACCAAAAUGAUCACGGAAUUAUAUGUCAGCUUCAAACGAACCCAGCAUCCAUCGCAUCCUUUGCCACACAACAAACACUCCCACCGGUACCCUCAUCACUAUCAGCAUUCAGUGCGACUCCAUGGCGGUGGCAUCGGCACCUCCCCGACUACUUCUACUACUACUACUACUACUACUACUAGUAAUUAUUUAACGAAAUUCCUGAUUUUAUUGUUCCUAUCUAUCUGUGAUAACUGGGCGUACAGGACGCUAACUCCAGCAGAGGCCGCAGCCGCUACCGUAGUCAGUAGCGGCAGCAGUACCACCGUUCCCAUUCUAGCCACUAGUAUCAGUAGCAGCACUCAGCUUACCAGUAGUAGUAUUUACCACACUCAAGUGGACACUCACGGUUCCGCCGACAGUGAAAGUGAUGCCAUGGAACCGGAGCCGGAGGUACCGGCGGUGACGUUCAAUCGCACCAUACUGCAGGGGAUCGUCAUGGAGGGGCUCGGACUUAGCGAGAUUCCCGAUGUCAGACUGAUGAAUAUCAGCCAGCAGGAGUAUGAAACCAAAUAUCGAGAGUACCUGGAGCGAGUCAACCGGCGGAGCAGUCAGCAGCGAUUGCUACAGCUAGGACAAGAUGAGACUGACGAUCUGGACGAGGAUGAGCACGAGCAUCCUCUUGUUGAAACGCGGCAUCUCUACAGCUUCCCUAAUUCAGGACAUCAACUGAAUCACCAGAAUCUUAGGCGCAAGCGAUCGUUGAACAACAACUACGACCUGGUCUAUAUCCGCUUUGAUAUACCAACCAGAAACAGAAGCACCGGUGAACUCGCAGAGCUCGACUCGCCUUCGUUCUUUAAAGGUGCGUCCGACGAACAGCAGGACCAUCAUCAUCAUCAUCAUCAGCACCAGCAUCACCACCAUCGCCACCAUCAGACCCUCUCGGAGCUGCCCCCAAUCUCACCAGAAAACAUCGAAGAAUCGUCACUAAACAUAAUGUUAACCAGAAGGCAAAAUAGCGAACGUAGCGCAAAUGGCUAUAGUAAACAUCAACAACAGCAACAUCUGACACCGUCGCCGGCGGUCAAUGAGGACCUAAGGCAGCAGCAUCCCUCACAUCACGGCCGACGCAAGGGGCGAGUCAAAUUCAAACACAACAACCAGAAUGGCGUCGACGAAGGCAGCAGCUCGAGAACUGCUACCGGUCACAUUUCUGGCAAAAGUAUUACGUUACAUAUCUACCAACUGGUAGAACCCUACGAACGACAUCUAUUAACAUCGAAAUCCAUCCACGUAUCGGAAAUUGCUCUCAACGAUAAAAAGUGGUACCAGCUACCGCUGGACGAAGCAGUCCGCACGUGGCUUGACGGUACCCGCAAGAAUCUCGGACUGGAAAUCUACUGCGAAAAUUGUUACAGCAACAAUAUCUUCGUGAUUCACGAUUCUUCCCCCUUUUUCGGAAGCUACGACGAAACACCGGUGCUCAAUGUAGUAGGAAAACUGGUCCAGCGCGAAAAGCGAUCCAAGGUACGGCGCUACCGCCCAAUCAUGCGUGAUUACCUAUCCCCACCUAAGUCGACAUCGUGUACGCCAAACAACAAACGCUGCUGCCGGCAUCCGUUACUGGUAGACUUUCGAGAUAUCGAUGGCUACGACUUUAUCAUUCAACCGAAAAUAUUCGACGCUGGCUUCUGUCGAGGUCGCUGUCCGUUGAAAUUCAAUUCCGCUAGUCAUCACGCCCUAAUACAAAGUCUGCUGCACGAACAUUUCAAGUAUGACGUCCCGAAGCCGUGCUGUGCGCCGUCCCGAUUGGAUCACGUCGAUUUCCUGCAUGCCGACCCAAAAAAUCCUCAACGAUUACAGGUGUCCACCUGGAGCGACAUGCGCGUCACCGAGUGUGCUUGUUCGUGAUCUGUUUACUGUCCGAUUGACCCGAAGGGCAAAAAUGGACCGAUUCUUGCAUUUAACAACUGGGCUUCGGCCCAGUUCAAACCAAUGGACAGGCAAUGAAAACCCCAGACAGACAACGAUAGUAUUAUUCAUCGCGACAAACAAAACGAGUGUGUUUUUGUAGAGUAUGUAGAAAAUACGAUUCCAAGAAAUAGAAAACCAAAACUUACGCCGAUAGAUGCAAUCCUAAUGAAAGGAGGAAAAAAAUUAACAGGAUUGAAUAAAACUAAUAUACAAUUAACUUCACAUGCAUUAGAUAGUGAAAGAGAAUGAGAGACAUGCAGGUUGUAUUAUGCUUCAAAUAUCAAAGUUCCCUGACUCUAGUUUAGUUCCAUUAUCAUCAUAUUUAUAAAAUAUUUAUUUGUAGAAAGUAUAACGAGGAGCUUUUAGGCUAAAUUAGGAGUAAGCAGUAGAAAACAUACGAAGGUACACUCUAUUCUCUCCAAACUCGAAAACUCAACUCUCAGCCAAAGCCAAAAUAAUGAAGCAAAACUUUUUUUAUUUCUAUUAAGCAUUAUAGAAGUUCGCCAAUAUGUUGAAGAGAAAGAAAAAAGAAACUGUGAGCUAAUUGUGUACAAUUUGAUUAUUUAAUAAUUUUUACAACAAGAUUGUUUUUUUCUGAGUUAAGUAAUUAUUUAUGUCAGGAAAAGCGUAUAUUUUGUAGGUAAGAUUUCGGAAACAAAUAGAAUAAAUUCAACAAACAUAUUUCAUGAUGCCAUCCCAAGCAUAGGAAAAAAAGUAAAACCAAUUUAAACAGUGUUGACAUGAAUACAAUAUACAGUAUCUAGAGAAAUCUAGAAUCUACAUACAACGGAUUUUUUUUUUGUCUUUAAUGAAAGAAUUCGGCUGUUAGCCUGUCUAUAAUAUUGGUCGCUCUUACAUCAUGCCCAAAAAUUGAGUUAGGCGGUUCCACGUCGUGAAAGUCUUUAGCAAACUUUGGCACAGAAUCACAGGGGUAGUUCAAGCAAUUUUCCACCUUACGUGUAACCACGCGCCUUUGUCAUCUGAUUAUUGAAUUGUUUUCUGAUUCAAGCUUAGGUGGUAUAAUAUUUACCAAAAAUAAAAAGAUGCAACGUAGUAACAACAAACAAGGCAACAAAAAGAGUCGAAUCUUGUAAAAUUUUACGUUCUACAACGAAUUCGGGUGAAAAUGUUUUAAAUCAAGUC